AACAGUAUUCCCGUUUGUUUUCCAGAAAAUUGUGAGUGUACAUAGCUUACAGAUGGUUAGUGGAGGUGCAUUCACCUCAGAACAAUGAAGAUGGGAGAUGAUUCACCUGUCGUUUCUCUAGUUUUGCCAGUGUUGCUGCGACCCACAUUGUCUCAAUUGGAGAAGACUGACGUCGCUGCUAGCCAGACUCUGAGAGCAGCUCUUACUAAAGUUGAAUUGGCUCAUCCGGGUUUCACCUAUGACUUUGUCAUGGGCCUGAUCCGCCGGACAGACCUCAGCGUGAAUAUGAAUGAGAGUCUGUUACGGCUUCAGGGACAAGUUUCAGAUGUGGAUGCCACAGAACAUAGAUUGACGAGGACAGAAGACGCGUUUCAGGAGCUUAACAGAAAGUCGGCGGCCCUCAAGAAAAUUUUGAGUCGUAUCCCGGACGAAAUCACUGACAGGAAAGCCUUUUUGGAAACCAUCAAGGAAAUCGCAAGUGCUAUCAAGAAGUUACUGGACUGCGUGACACAAGUUGCGGAGUUCAUUCCGGGCUCCGCUGGGAAACGGGACCUGGAGCAGUGCAAGAAGCGCUUUGUCAAAUAUUCCCGCAACUUUUCCAACACUUUGAAGGAGUACUUCAAGGAAGGCCAAGCUUCAGCUGUGUUCGUCAGUGCCAUGCACCUCAUCCAUCAGACCAACAUGCUCAUCGUGACCGUGAAGGACACGUGCGAGUGA
This is a messenger RNA of Notodromas monacha, 717 nucleotides long. The record is from the annotation of a GenBank genome assembly. Lineage: Eukaryota; Metazoa; Arthropoda; Ostracoda; Podocopida; Cyprididae.